AACCCAGAGGAGGUUUAAUUAACCCUCCUAAAUUAGCACAUGAUUUUUCAAUGUCAAGUUUGAGGCAAAAACACUGUCCUUUGUGUUCAUUCGAACCACCAACUAUUGCUCUGCUACUAAGCCAUCUACGAUUGGUUCAUUCUAAUGAUCCUAGGUUUCUCGUUACCUGUGGAAUCAAUGGCUGCACCGUAACUUCAAAAAGUUUUUCUGCCCUAUACUCCCAUGUUUACAGGCGUCAUCCAGAGUUUUGUAUCAGACGUAAGACCCCCCAACUCCUUCCACAAACAGAGCCUGAGAUCAGUGGUGAUGAUCACAGUGGAAUGACUCCUCUUCCAGAGUUUGUUUCUAGUGACAUUAAUCGGCUUACUGGAACAGACACAAAAAUUCGAUGCCGUUCUAGUGCCCUACUAAUUCUCAAGCUAAAGGAAACACGAAAUGUGUCUCAAGUAGCAGUCAAUGAUAUGAUUGACAGCAGCAUAACCCAAUAUGAUGAAACCGUAUCAAUGAUACUUGCUGGCAUUCGUUCUCAACUGGCAGAUAAGGGAUUAAACCCUAAUGACUUUGAUUUCGACACUCCUCUUAAUGGUAUAGGUCAUCCCUUCACUGGACUUGAAACAAAAUAUAAGCAGGACAAGUAUUUCAAAGAACAGCUUAACUUUAUUGAACCAGUGGAAGUGCAAGUUGGGACGCCAAAGUAUGUCAGACAAUUCACAGGGGAAAAGUCUCGCUUUGUCUCUAGGUAUAGUUCAUAUCAUUACGUUCCCCUUUUACCAACUCUCAAGAGCCUUCUAGAAGACCCUACCGUUAUAGAGCAAAUAGAUGAUUUUCCGUUACGAGUUCGUAAUGAUGGUAUAUUUGAAGAUUUUUGUGAUGGAAAUUUGUUCAAGAGUCAUCCUUUAUUCUCAAGUGAUCCAUAUGCCUUACAAAUUAUUGCAUAUUUUGACGAAUUGGAAAUUUGUAAUCCCUUGGGAUCGCAUAUCAAGAAGCAUAAAGUGGGUAUUUUUUUCUUUUCAUUGGGAAACAUUCAUCCUAAAUUUCGGUCGUCACUGAGAGCUAUGAAUUUGGUGAUUGUUUGUUCAAAGCCUGUUUUAGAAGAGCAUGGGCUAGAUGUUAUCAUGGAACCAUUUAUUCGUGAUUUGAAUGUGUUAGCAACUACUGGCAUUAGUGUACUUGUAAAUGGGACUGAGCGUGUAUUUAAGGGUGCUUUGCUUACGUUUUUGGCUGACAAUCUUGCAAGUAAUGAACUAGGUGGAUUCAAGCUUUCUUUUUCCUUCUCGUUUCGUUUCUGUCGAACUUGUUUGCUAAAAAAUGAUGAGAUGUCACAGUAUGUUACAUGUGUUGGCUUGGUAGAUCGAAGUCUUGCACUUCACGAAGAGCAGUGCAAGCAAUUAGUAGGGCCAACAAGGAGUCAUUAUUCAAAAACAUAUGGUAUAAACCGCAGAUCAGCAUUACUAAAUGUCACUCAUUUCUCUAUGUUCGGUGGUGGAUUGCCGCAUGACAUCAUGCAUGACAUUCUUGAAGGUAUUGCACCAAUGGAAAUCAAGCUUUUGCUGAAACACUGUAUAUCUGAAAAGUUAUUAACUCUUGACCAGUACAACAAAAGACUAGUUGAUUUUAACUACGGUUAUUCUGAUUGCGAUAAACCAAUACCUAUUACGAGUAGUCACUUUCAAACUGACAGAUCACUGCGUAGCUCUUCAUCUCAAAUGUUAUUGUUGCUAUAUAUCUUACCUUUCCUUAUUGGUGAUAAGAUACCUGAGGGGGAUGGUUAUUGGAAGUGUUUUUUACUUUUGCGAAAGAUCGUGGACAUCGUGCUUUGUCCGUGUGCAUCAGAAAACACAGCAUCCAGUCUGAGGAUUCUGAUUGAAGAGCACCAUACAGCAUUCAUCACCUUGUACACAGGACGCUUCAUUCCAAAAAUGCACUUCCUUCUGCAUUACCCUGCCCAAAUCCUACAAAUUGGUCCAAUGGUCAGAAGCUGGACUAUUCGCCAUGAAGCAAAGCUAUAUUUUUUCAAAAAAGCGACUAUUACAUCUAGCUUCAAAAACAUUACACUAUCAUUAGCCAAUCAUCACCAAAGAUUAAUGUGUUACGAAAUGUCUACAUCUAGACUUAUUUGUUCUUCUUUCGAAUGUGGUCCUGCAAAAUCGCCGACUUUGUUUAAAAAUGAAAGAUCAGACAUUCAAGAUCACAUAAUUAGGGAAGUGUCUAAUAUUACUAUGGAUACAGUGCUACAUCGUCCUAAUUGGGUUCGUCAAGAUAGAGUUCAAUACAAAAGCAACAAUGCUUACAUUAUUGUAGGAACUGAUGGCCUUGAUCCCUGUUUUGCUUACAUCGACGAAUUGAUAGUAGUUGGUGGUGAUCUGCUUUUUUUUCUUGUCAGGUUGUGUGAUAUGCUGUACUUCGAUGAUCAUUAUCAUGCUUAUGUCAUUAAAAUAACAUCCCAGCAAUCCAUCUAUACCAAAUUAUUGGAUAGAAAUGUGUAUCACAGUCACAUACUCUCGGAUGGACUUCGCUAUAUCACAUUGAAACACUUUUUUAUGUCAUAAUUUCAUAAUUAUCAGAACAUUUAUGGUUGUUUUGACACAGUGCUGGAGGAUUUACUGCAUGAGUAAAGGAAUUGACCACACCAGUAGUUUUAACCAAUUAUAUAUUUAUUACCUACCACAAAUGGUUAUUUUGACACAAUUAUAGAGUUUUUACUGCAUGAGGAGAAGUGAUUUGA
This is a messenger RNA of Halichondria panicea, 2725 nucleotides long. RefSeq lists its product as uncharacterized. The record is from RefSeq and is a predicted model, not a curated record. Lineage: Eukaryota; Metazoa; Porifera; Demospongiae; Suberitida; Halichondriidae. The transcript has 3 exons. The coding region runs from base 51 to 2549 and encodes 832 amino acids.